AUGGCUGUGCAGCCCACUGAUGCGGCCCGUCAAGGGGAAGACCGCAGCUGCUGCAAGCAAAACAACCAGAAGCCGUCGCCGGGUGCGAGCACUGCUCAGGGAAUUUGCCUUUCUCCGACGCCCCCGACGAUCGACGCGGGCACCCAUGACUGUCAGGCAAAGGCUCUUUCCCUCUGUGCCAUCCGCCAGCUCGCCCCAAUGGCUGUGGCAGGACCGUCCGCCGGCAUUUCAGUGAGGGGCUUGCGUGUGCUCCGCAAGCGCGCAGGGAUCGUGUGCCGGCGCGCUCAAGGGGAGUUGGGGCCUGCAGGUCUUCUCUGGUCGGAGGCUGCCUGGGUUGGCAGCUUGCGUGCUGCAAUGGGUGGCCUCAAAGGGCUAGCAAAUCUGCCAGAUGUCGAUCUGCUGAGUGGGUUCGAAGAGGUUCUUGCCUCAGUCAAGAGGUCUCACCUGGAGGGGCUCAAGCAGCCAGCGGGUGUGUCCCGCAGAUUCCGCAAAGCAGGACGGCAAACCUCCAGUUGCCCCCGCCCUGCAGCUCGCAGUGCAGAAAGGAAAGCAGCUCAGCGCCUUGCGCGCUCGCUCUGCGAACCAGAGGACACAGUUCCGUACGCACUAUACUGCCACGAGUGCGGCGCCGGUGCAGACUGUGGGUUGCGUGGAAGCAAGGAAGGGGGGGAAGUGAAGUACGUUUGCAAUGAGCACGCUGACUCGUACCGCUACUUCAGCAUCGACAAGGACCGUGCAGCGUUGGGACGCGCAAAGGCAAAGGUCGUGGGAAAAAAGGAUGUGGCAUCGCCGGCCGGAGACCAGACUCGCAGUCAGUCAGCGUGCAACAAUACCUUCCAGCGAAGUGGGUUGUACUACGAUGCAGCGCCCAAAAGCAGACGCCUCACAGCGACGCUCCUGAUCAUCGGGGGAAUUGAGCCCAAUCCCGGCUGGGGGCCCGACGAGGUGAGCGCUCAAGGCAAGUCAGCGCCAGGUCACGACAUCGGCACAAGUCGGCCACUCAUUCCACUGCCGUCGCUUGAGGAGGUCUACGGCAAACCGCUGUUGUCCGAGAGCACGUACCCACUUUUCGAAGAUUGGAGGAAGCGAGCACGUUUGAGCAAGCAAGUGGGAAUCAGCUGUGCAGCCUUGGAGGGAGGCGUUGCUUCAGGAGAAUACGACCGCACGGGAAGGCCCGAGUCUGCGGAAGAGAUGCCAAGUCUGGACAGAGAAUUGGUCGACGAAGAACUCAGUCAUCUGGACAGGAUUGAAGAGGGUCUUCUGACUGCCCUGGUGGAAAACAACGGGGGGGACGAAAGGAGCCAGCUGUCCACUUCGCUGAGAGAAGUAUCUGGCGCUGUAAACGAGAACAAGGGAUGCGGCGCCGCAGCAAAGAUAAGCCGUGGCAACAAGCGGUCGGCGGCGAUUGCGGCCAGUGAGUCCGAUUCUGAGCAAUCAGGAUCUGAAGAAGGCGAGGACAUUGAGGGGGCCGAAUUUGAGAGUGUGGACGAGUCUUCAGACGGGGAGACAUCUCAGGACCGCCGUAUGAUCGACGACGGAAGCCAAGACGAGGAGAAUCCGGUGAUCGCGCAAGGCAAAAUGCGCGCCGCCGGGAACUUCGAUCAUGAGCCGGACAUCGCCCAGCUUCUGGCUGGGCGCUUCAAGCCGCAAGCGCCUCGACAGGCGACCAAGGCGCUCCAAACCGGACGCCAAGACCGUCUCCUGCCUUCACGGUCCAAGUCCGCAGCCGACGGGGGCAGCCCUUCGCGGAGCUCUUGCUCUACCGCGAGCGACGGGCGGUGGGUGGGUGCCCAGGUUGAUCAACAGCCGCCGGCCGCCGCAAGUGCUGGGCUCUUGCCGCUGCGCUCCGGGAGCUUGCAGUCGGAGGAGCUCGAGAAGGACGAUUUCGACGUGGCUUGGACACAUCCUGGUGACGAUUCCUGCGGGUCGGGUGAGGAGGAAGCGGUGGAGUCAGGCCGGCUGCGGAGGCUGCGAGUUGUCAGCGACGAAUCGGAAGAGGAGCGUCCUAUUCCCAGGCAGGGACGCAAGGUCGUCCUUUCGCGAUCCCCUUCCGCCGAAGACCUCCUUGCAGAGCCGGCGUCUACUGCGCCCGCACAAGGAAAUCAGGAAUCUGAGGGGACAGAAGGCGAUGGUGAAGAUGUGCGCCAGCAGCCCCGAUGGAUGUCUGCUGCGGAUCUACACGACGAUGGCCCUUCCUCCGACCGUGUGCAUCCGGCUAGGGAGCCGCAUUCUGCUGCUGCGGAGCUGGCACCUUUGGUUCGAUCUCGGGAAGAGGGGGCAGGGGGGUCCCCAUCGGUGGCGCGCCGACCAGUUAAGAAGAAGCCACGGAAACGCACCAAGCCGAGUCCUGCCCCAAUGGACGAGGCGACCCGAACCGCUGGACAAGCGGCUCUUCAAGCUCAUUUCCGCAACCUCAGGGAAUCGAGGCUCCAUGGAACCUGGCAGGAGGGGCAAGUUGUACAGCUAACUGAUCCGGGUGAUCCUGGAGACUCGCUUCAUGCUCCCGACGCCGUCCUUGAUGAGGAAGCGAGACCAUCGACAUCACUGGCGCCAAGGACUGGUCGACCAGCUCAAAAGAAGCGAAGCAAACGGGCAAAGCCAAGUCCUGCCCCAUUGGACGAGGCGGCUCGGGCGGCUAAUCGAGUGGCGGUUGAAGCUCAUUUUGGGGCACUGGAGAGAUCGAGGCCCCAUCGAAUCCGGCACGAGGGGCAAGCUGUACAUCGAGCGGAGUCGUCCGAUCUGGGAGGGCCGCACCAUGCCGUGGCAGCAGCGCGACCGAUGCUGGAGGCGCUGGGGGCGGAGGAGCAGAUCGCCCAAGAGGCAGCUGCAGUCGAGGCCCAUGUGGACGCGGCCCAGAACGACAUAGAGGGCCAGCAGGAGCGCGAGCACUCCGAGAUGGCGAUGCAGCAGCACGUUCUGCAAAGCCCACAGGAGCAAGAGACGCUCGGAGACGCUGAGGAGCCCGAGGCGCCCCAGCAGAUCUGGGGGGUUCCUGCCGAGGAUGUCGGCAACGCGACAAGCUCGCCCGCCAGUGCAGAACUCUGUCAGCCCAGCACAGCCCCCGACCUCGACGAGCCUGCCCAAUCUGGGAAUUGGGUUUCGACGGAAGAUGGAGCCACCGAGCUCCUGUCCCAGUCCUUAAAGCCGCCAUCCUCUGUGAACUCCUUCAGCAGGAUGUCCCUGUGGUGGCGCCCGCCUCUCGAGUGCGCCCUGGCGAGACUCUGGUCCACAGCGAGCACGACGGAAAACUGUUGA
Messenger RNA from Klebsormidium nitens, 3255 nucleotides. The record is from the annotation of a GenBank genome assembly. NCBI's taxonomy places the organism in Eukaryota, Viridiplantae, Streptophyta, Klebsormidiophyceae, Klebsormidiales, Klebsormidiaceae.